AACAACAACAAACAAUCAAACAAACACUGAGCAGCGGGUGGACGUUGACGUAUCCCGACGGCGUGACGUGUUGUCGGUACGCCUCUGUGAGACGUUCAGGUGCGUUCAGAAGUGAAGGACAACAACAGCACGGAGCUGCUUCACUUCCUUAAUACACAGCAACAGAUGAAGGCGGCGGUUCGGCGCGAGACAGCGGACGUUUUGAUCCGGUAAGCGGACGUUUGGGUCCAGGUGAGGAGGAUGGUGGAGCCCGCGACCGGCUGCGUGUUUGAGGACAUCCAGUAUGAUGACAUCCAGGUCGAGGCGGCCGUCGGCAGAGGAACCUUCGGAGUUGUUUUCAAAGCUGUGUGGAAAGGAAAAGAUGUGGCCAUCAAGACCAUCGAGAGCGACAACGAGAGGAACGCGUUUCUGGUGGAGCUCCGUCAGCUCUCCAGAGUCAGUCAUCCGAACAUCGUGAAGCUGUUUGGUUCCUGUGACGACCCGGUGUGUCUGGUCAUGGAAUACGCAGAAUGUGGAUCUUUAUACAACCUCCUGCACGGUACCGACCCGCAGCCCCACUACACCGCCGGCCACGCCAUGAGCUGGUGUCUGCAGUGCGCUCAGGGCGUCGCCUAUCUGCACGGGAUGAAGCCCAAAGCUCUGAUCCACCGGGACCUGAAACCACCAAAUCUGCUGCUUGUGGCCCGCGGGACAGUUCUGAAGAUCUGUGAUUUCGGAACCGCCUGCGACAUCCAGACCUACAUGACCAACAACAAAGGCAGCGCCGCCUGGAUGGCCCCAGAGGUGUUUGAAGGAAGUAACUACAGUGAGAAAUGUGACGUGUUCAGCUGGAGCAUCAUCCUCUGGGAGGUCAUCACACGCAAGAAGCCCUUUGAUGAGAUCGGCGGCUCGGCGUUCUGCAUCAUGUGGGCCGUUCACCGAGGUACACGUCCUCCGCUGAUCAGAGAUCUUCCAGAACCCAUUGAGAAUCUGAUGACCCGCUGCUGGGACAAAGAACCCAACCAGAGACCGUCCAUGAGCGAGGUCCGGGACACCAUGACCCACUUAAUGAAGUACUUCCCAGGCUCUGAUGAACCCCUCAGUCUUCCUCACCAGUCUUCUUCCAUCAGAAGUGGCUCUUCCUCAGACCCGUGUGCUGACGACUCCUUCGGCAGUAACCACAGCGACGACUCUGAACACAGAAACUCAGCUGGAAGAGACGAAACCCUGAAGAGCUUUGAGUCCAAAUUCCCUCUGCAGUUCAAGCCCUCGAAGACUCCUGGUCCUGGUCUGCGUGCUGGUCCUUCCAGGACGUCCACCUUAGACAGCCAGUCAGACGGCUCUCAAAGCCCCGCCCCCUCCAGCAGCUCUGUCUCCACCUCCAGCCAACCAGAGCUGAGGAUGACCCUGAAUGCAUCAGCUAACAAUGGAUUCGAUGGCCCGGUUUCAUCAGCCUAUCAGAAACUGGAUCACCAGCUACAGCCCCUGGCUCCAUGUCCAAACUCCAGGGAGUCCAUGGCCGUGUUUGAGCAGCACAACCGGAUGGCUGAGGAGUACAUGAAGGUCCAAUCAGAGAUCUCCAAGCUGCUGUUCAGAAAGCAGAAACUCGUGCGUGAGCUGAAGCAGGAGCAGACGGAGCAGCAGAAGUCAUCUGAACUCCUCCAGGAACACAGCAAGCUGCUGGAGGCAAACAGCCGCUUGGCCGCCCACUGCCAGGGCCUCCGGAGCAAACUGAGCCUGAUCCAGAACCACUACCACAGCUAGGACCGGGUCGGGCGCUGGUCCCUGCUGCUGGUUUUACUCCGGUCUUCUUGAUGUCUAAACAGCUGGAUGAAUAGGAGCUCAUUUUUCUGGAAACCAAGACUGUAAACUAGAGUACCAAACCCAGUUAGAACUGGACGGUUGGUUUGGACGGUUCGGUUCUGAAGUUUCAUUGUGUGACAUUUGAAACAUUAAUAUGAGUCCAUUUGGAUCAGACCAGUCUAACAGAACCAGGACCGUAAUGCUAACAGAGCGAUCCUCCACCUCCUUCAUCAUCUUCUCUGAGCUGCAGUAAAAUUUCUCACACAGAACCAGAACCAGAGGUAAACCCACACAGAAACCCGCUGCAGCUUCAGAUCACAUGACGAAGGAGCUGUCAGAGCAGGAAGUGACAUCAUCUUGUUAAAGACAUGUCAUCGUGAGCUCAGAAAAGGCCUCUAUCAGUCCGGGUUCUGUUGACGUUGCUGAGCUUUAGCAGGUUCUGUUCAGUCGGUACCGCUGGUACCACACCUGACAUCACGUCUGCAGGUGAACCACAGAUUAAACCCGAAUGUGUCCGAGUGGAAAUCUUAAACCCGAGACAGGUUUUUGAUUUGGAUCAGAUGUCCACAGUCAGCUGAUGAAGAUUCAGUAGAAGCUGUGAAAGUGUUUAGUUUUUUUUCUUUGAACAACUUUCUACAUUUCCAGAUGUUGGACGAAGCGAACUGUUUCACGUCUGGAUGACGGUUCUGCUCCCUCUGCACACGCAACAGGAAAUACUUUUUAUAAAACAGCCGACUAAUGAAAUGUACAGAUAAUGUAAUAACAUUGUUUUCAAAACUGUUUCUUAUAUUUUUAUUUGAGUAAAACUUUUCUAACAAUUUA
Melanotaenia boesemani (Boeseman's rainbowfish) is the source of this 2604-nucleotide messenger RNA. Its product is annotated as mitogen-activated protein kinase kinase kinase 7-like. Gene Ontology annotation, molecular function: MAP kinase kinase kinase activity; magnesium ion binding; ATP binding. Gene Ontology annotation, biological process: protein phosphorylation; JNK cascade; positive regulation of canonical NF-kappaB signal transduction. The record is from RefSeq and is a predicted model, not a curated record. Bases 241 to 1743 code for a protein of 500 amino acids. The transcript is spliced from 14 exons. NCBI's taxonomy places the organism in Eukaryota, Metazoa, Chordata, Actinopteri, Atheriniformes, Melanotaeniidae.